This is a messenger RNA of Cylicostephanus goldi, 255 nucleotides long. The record is from the annotation of a GenBank genome assembly. Lineage: Eukaryota; Metazoa; Nematoda; Chromadorea; Rhabditida; Strongylidae.
AUGCCCAAGGCGGGUUACCAAGUAUGGCUGGCAGCGGCUUUGAAGGAAGCUGUAGAUGCUGGUUGGUUGCCCAUGCCCAAGGCGGGUUACCAAGUAUGGCUGGCAGCGGCGUUGAAGGAAGCUGUAGAUGCUGGUUGGUUACCCAUGCCCAAGGCGGGAUACCAAAUAUGGCUGGCGUUGGUGUUGACGGAAGCUGUAGCUGACGGUUGGUCGGUCCGGAAAAAUGGCAGCCUGCAUAGGGAUAUGAGUGAGUAG